This is a messenger RNA of Cooperia oncophora, 315 nucleotides long. Lineage: Eukaryota; Metazoa; Nematoda; Chromadorea; Rhabditida; Trichostrongylidae. The record is from the annotation of a GenBank genome assembly.
AUGACGUCAUUCAACUGGAAGCAACACCAGCAUUUCUUGAACACUUUCAAGCAGUACAGGACUAAAAUCGAAGGUCUCUCGAUACACUUCUUACGUAUCUCGUUGCCAAAGGAGCCAUCCAAAAAUUUAGUACCUCUCUUGAUGCUCCACGGUUUUCCAGGGAAGCUACUGGGAUUUCUACAAGGUGAUUCCAAUACUUACGAACCCUGUCCGUUUCGGUUUCGAUUUUGGUGUCAAACGGCCGCUACUAUUCGAUGUUAUCAUUCCAAGUCUGCCUGGAUUCGUGUUUUCUGGGAAACCUUACAAAUCUGGUGA